This is a messenger RNA of Schistosoma haematobium, 9257 nucleotides long. RefSeq lists its product as uncharacterized. Lineage: Eukaryota; Metazoa; Platyhelminthes; Trematoda; Strigeidida; Schistosomatidae. The record is from RefSeq and is a predicted model, not a curated record. Bases 4445 to 4813 code for a protein of 122 amino acids. The transcript is spliced from 5 exons. Gene Ontology annotation, cellular component: mitochondrial outer membrane.
UGCUAUCAUACAAUUUUAAAGUUACCUUGAUUUGACCGCUUCUGAAUAUAUCUACAAACCUUCGAGAUAGUGAACCAAUCAUUUUACGACAGUUUGACCUUCUAGUGCUCGCAACUUCCAAUAUUAAUUGACGAUACCGUCAAAUCGUUGCUGUAAACGUAAGUAGGCAACAAUUCCUUACAUGUCUCUCUGACAAAGUAGGGAGCCGAAUAAUUUCGUGACAGAUACGCUGUUUCUAGCAUACAUGUUGGGCUUCACUUCAUAAACUUCUCUUUACCCUAGUUACUGUGGCGUUGUUUAAUGAUCAUAUGAAAAUUUUGGUUCUGCAUGAAAAUACUAACAAUCCAUGUAAAAAGGUUCAUCAUUCAUUUAAGUCGUUCGACCAAUAUUUAACCCUACUAUAUUCAACUUGACAAUGUGGCUGGGUUCUAUGGUAUUCCACUGAAUCUAAGGUCCAACCUUUUUCCCAUAACUGAUUCGUGUGUUAAGGACAAAAUUCCUUUAACCUGUGCUGGUCCUAGUAGGGCUCUGUGGCAGUCUAAUCUUAUUUUGAAUCAAGGAAUUUAAUGUUCAGACCACUUCUGGUAACGGGUGACAAGCUAAAUGACUGAUGAAAAUCCUGUAUGACACGGACAUCUUUCGUUUUUGGCUUUUGUACUCGACUACUGUGUUCUCUGGGUUGUCCUGAUCUGGUAAGAAAAGAAAAGAGAUAUAUCAGGUCUGAAAUCAUGUUUCAGAAUUCUAUGUAUUAAAAUCAUUUCACCUCUUAAUCUGCGGUAGGAGAGAGUAAAAGCUCUAGCGUCCUAAGUCGCUGUACGUAUGGCAGAACCCUGAGUUCUGGGAUUCCAUGGGUAGUUGCCCCCUGUACACUUUCCAUAAUUUCCAACUGAUCUUUUAUCUAAGUAGUGUAUGAUAAGUCAGGAGUCUAAGACGCUGUCUUGUGGUAGUUGUGGUUGUAAGCUGAAUCCUUCAACUGCUAUAGUUAUGAUACACCUACGGUUUGUUAGUUUAUUGAAGCAUUUUCAGGAAAUAUAUGAUGAACAAAAGUGAGACCAUUCAGAUUAUAUCAGUUUCAGUCUUGAAAGGGCAGAAGGCUUGAUGGUUUGUGUUAAUACUGGCAAUGAUCUCUGAGUUCAUCCAACUUUUUUUGAAUGAGUCGAGGUGAUGAAUUCCACUCGUUGAUGAUUCGAUAGGAAAGUCGAUAGUCAGCUGACAAGUAAUUUGUUCGGGGCUUGUGAACUUCUUUGGAGUGUCCUCGUUAAGUCUCUGUUUCGGAAGACAAGGAAAACGAGGGCACAUCAGGUGCAAAUUUAUCACUAGGCAACUUGAAAACUGUAAUCAAGUCGCCUCUAGUUCUUCUACGGGAGCUUCUCUAUUCCGGAAGUCAGAUUACUUACGGUUGUUUGAGUCGUUUCCAACGGCUCACUGUCUCUUCAAGCAGGGGCUAGUCGCGUGUAUGCAGUACUCGAGUUUUGGACGAACGAACUCUGUAAACAAGGUCACAAAGCAACAUUUGUUAUGGCGUUGACAUGGCUAACAGCUCGACGUAUUGACCAUAGGAUUCGGAAACCUAUGGUGGGUAUCGCACGGUAUUGUGCAUUAGUUUUUAGGUCUUGGCUAACGACGACUCCUGCGUCAUUGUGUUUAUGGACGACUGGUUGCUCAGUGUAAUCCACCGUGUAUGUAUCUGUACUUUGAUAACCGAUAUGCAUCACAAUGUACUUGGAAGCAUUUGUCGGCAACUGCCAAAUUUUAGAGCAUUCAGAUACUUUCGUCAGGUCAUUUUAAAGCUCUUAACCAUCUCCACAUUUUUUGCUCUUCAUAUCUUAACAUAGUCAUCAUAUGGCAAGACCGGUGAUAAUAGGAGACUAGGAAGGUCAUUUGCAUACAGUAGGAACAGCACUGGCUGAAAACCCGUACCCCGAGACACUCCGCUACUCACAGUUUUCCAGCUAGACAAAUUUGAGUUCAUCUGUACUCUUUGUUAACGCCCAAGUGGGAAGUGAGGAACUUUGUCAAAAGCUUUGCGGAAGUCGAUGUAGCCUAUGUCUAUGGGUUACUUUUGGUCUCCAAGUUUAUUAGUCAAAAGUUCACUUAGAGUAUGAACUGAGUGGUGGUUAUGAGUGGACUUCUCAAGCAAAUCUUCGCCCUCUGUAAAGAUUGAUAUGUCCAACGCACGGAUAACCAGGUCGAUUAUGUAGUUCCUUGUCCACCGAUCGCUGUGUCGACGUAAACCUAUGAUGCUUGUAGAGACAAAGAAAGACACCAUAAAUAAAAUCUUUGGCAUGCGUGCAUAAAAUAUGUCCACACCAACAUGUAAUCAUUGAAACACUAACAAGUAAAUCGUGUAUAUAAAGUAUCAACAACAUACACUAUGCCAUUGUCGUAUUGUAUUCUGCAAUUACUUCGUGUCUCGAUGGCUCUACAGAAAUAUAUCUAGUACAGGGGUGGUUGUGCAUAGUUUUAACGAAGGUGACUUUCAGCUCACUACUUACUGCACGGACCUAAAAUCCAGAUUGGCAGUAGCAAUAUUUAGACCUGAAGGACAUUCAUCUGAAAUUAAGCAUAUGUGGGUGGACGACGUCACCCUCUUUCUCUAGGUUGUGAUGAUGAGUUAGAAGGUGUAUUUUAUUCGGGAAAAUGCUAAGCACUAUCAUCAUCAACUUUUGGUCUUUGGGAGCGUACCAACUUUCACGAGCCACUAAUAAGUCAGUGAGACAGGAAUAACAUAAUCUAAAGCAAUGUCGUUUUUCAGGAAGAAUUCGGUUGUCAUCGAGAUACAUAAACAACUUCCGAAUGAUCUUUUCUAAAAUUUUGAAAACCAUGCUAGUCAGGCUAACGGGUUGGUAAUUCUCAGGUUUGUUUCGUAUCUGUUUUGAAAACAGGACUUACUAUGGCGUUCUUCCAGUCUUUUGGUCAACGACCCUGGGUGAUGGAUAGAUUAAGGCAUAUACUUGGAGGGUUCACAACGAAGUUAGCUAAUUUCUCUAGUAACGUAGGAUGAAGUUCAUAGUGUCCCGUGGAUUUGCCUAUGUCAAGUUUAUUUAGCAGACCAAGGACAUCGAGUUCUUUAAUGGCCACGCUGUCCAAUGUGUGUGUGGGGGAUUAGUAUGGACUAACGGCAUGGACGUUUCUAUGGUAUAUACAUUACUAAAGUAGUUGAAGAAUACUUGAGCUUUACCAAAGUCAUCCUCCGCUAAUGAUGAAGCAGUACUACCUUCCCAUAGUGCUGGAAUAUUUUUUCUUCCUUUCGUCCUUUGGUUUAUAUGCGAAUACAAGCGUUUAGGACAUUCUAUGGAUUCCUGAACAAUUUUCUCUUCGUACAACCUUCUAGACUUAUGGAGGGUCGAGGCACAGGUACUCUGAGCUUUUCGAUACUGGGAUUUUGUCUCAUCAGUCCUCAAUAACCUUAAUCUAUCCCACAUUUUUCUUCUCUUAUGCAGGGUGCGAACCUCCCUACUGAACCAUGGUGGAGAGUUUUUCGGCCGCCUUGGUGUAGUCCAAGGGAUGUGGAGUGCAGUAUAAAUUUCAAAAUACGUCCCAAGUCGUUUCAAUUAGGGACUCUGGCUCUAUUGUUCAAUCUACUGACUAUGCUGAGUGUAUAAUAUCUUGUAUAUUUGCUUUCCAGAUGUUAGGUCUGGAUUGAGCUGACACAUGUUCGUUUUUGACAAUUACAUGGAAGUCAAAGGUUGGGACCACAUAAUCACUUUUACCUGGGGGUGGCAUGUAAUCAAGGUUCGUGACGUCAUUCUCAUAAUGGGUCGAUAUAUGAUCUAGUAAAGAUGAUUCAGGGGCGGAUUGCCUUCAGCCACAAGCGUUAUAGGCUGAAGGUAAUAUCGAAGCAAUCCGCACAGGAUGCACGUAUGCUAAUCAGAGACUGAUCAAUUGUAAUCCUAAACGUCAAUGGGAAGAUUCAAGCAACCAAUACAAAAUGAAUUGAACCUAGCGAAACAUUUUAUUAAGGUGAUGUACUUUUCUGGUUAAGUGAUUGUCUAUUUCCUAAAAAAUCAGCGCUAGUGGAUACUGGGAGAAGACCUUAGAAUUUUAUGUGAAAAUUAUAGAUAUACCAACGUUUUUCUUAUGAUUCCUACUUCCGUCCAACCUUUUUAUUUGGAAUAUAAUUACGUUCCUUUUCAACCAUCUUAUGAUUUGGGGACUUGUUGAGUGAUGUAGAGUCCAAGAAUACUAAGCAGUAAGAGUAGCUGGGUCGUAAUAAGCGAAAUUGUAAUAUCCCACAAAACUAAAAAAACAGAUGAAUACACUUUUUAGUUCUCUAUUACUGCUGUAUUUAUUUAUUUAAUUCACGAGUCAACAUUCGCAUGAUGUUUACUCAUUAAUUUUAUUUGUAUCGUUUGGUGAAGGAAAAUAACUAAUAAGUUUCGUUGUUGAUUUUUUGUUAUUUCUCAAUCACAAAUAAUUUACUGUUCUUUAAGACUUUGAGACUAUGUCUGAAGUAUCUCUUCUCCACGCGUCACCUUUUAUUGCUUUGCCAUUCGUUGGGGCAUUUAUUGGACAGAGGAUUGUUUCUAAAAAUAUGUACUGGUAUGAUACUUUGAGGAAGCCAUCGUUCUCACCUCCUAAAUGGGUUUUUGGGCCAGUUUGGAGUGCACUGUAUGGUUGCAUGGGAGCUGCAUCCUAUCUGGUCUGGAGAGAUGCAUCACAUGAGAAGGUGAUGGUUCCCUUGGCUGUUUAUGGUGCUCAGCUUUUACUUAACUGGUCGUGGGCACCUGUGUUCUUUGGACAGCACAAAAUAAAAUAUGACAGAACUUUCACAACUAACUCAUUGUUUAGUGAGUUGAAAAAUAAAGCAUGAACAGAAUGCCAAGAAAACGGGAUAAAAAAUUCGGGUGAAGCACAACGAAUACACCUGAAUUAUUCGGAUAACACUUAUCUUUUGUGCUAGUUAUAAAGUGGAAACAGCAUAUCAAUUUCGUCACAAUCAUACAUUGUCAUAAAUGUGUGACCGCUAGGCUACUUCCCGGGUCCCUUAAUUGAAGCAUUGAAUAUGUGAAUAUAUUCAUUAAUUGGAGUGCAUAGUUAUCAAAACUUUUAAUAACAAAAGGGAGCUAUGAUAAACUUGGGAAUUUUUGGCGGUGCUGUUACUUGUGUACAUUUAUUUCGUUCCAUCAAUAUCAGUGCCAGCAAUCUAAUGAUUCCAUAUGCUUUAUGGGCAGCAUUUGCUUCAGUCAUCAGUGUUCGUGUGGCUAUGCUAAAUGAUGACGAUUAGUUGAAUGAAUGUUGAUAUAACGAACAGUGCACAUUUCUAGAAGUCGUGUCUGCGAGUUUGGUCUUGUUUUGUUUAUACUUUAGUUUUUAAAUAUUUCCAGUAACUCAGGGAUAAUAAUUAGUUUAUUUUUGUUUUCCCUUUUUUCCAAAAAAUCUUUUAGUAUUUUGUGACAGUAAAUGCAAGUCGUUUUUUUCAGUUUUCUUUAUUGCAUUUGUGUAAAUCAAGUCAUAGAAGUAUUUCGACGAAAAUUCCAUAGGGAUUGGUAACUUUUACACAAAGCUUAUAAUAUUGUUGAUGAUGCUUUCUUGGUCGUUUAAAACUAGUAAUUUCAAAAAAUUGGAACAAACAAUGUGUGAUUAGAUUAGGUUAGGUAAUUUUAGAUUAUGUCACAAAAUUUUGGGAAGUAAAAUAUUUCCCAAGAGAUAGAUUGAUUGAUGCUGAAUCGCAGCAUAAAAACUAAUCAAGAAUAUGACACAAAAAUCCAAAACUAUAUACUUAACUGAAUCACCACAAUGGAUAUAAACUAUCCAUCUAGGAAGAGGAAAAUUGUAUGCUCAAGUGAAUUAAAAACCUAAAUUUGGAGCGAUAUUCGUCUAACACGGGUGAUGGUCGUUUGUGUAGUUGGUCGGGACCCCUUGGUAGCAGAUCAGGAAACAGUAGCCGUCUCUCACAGCUUCGCACACACAAUAGCCUCUCUCUAACCUGCACCACCCUCAGAGAUAGUCAUUGCCUAUAUACUACCUGGCACCCUCGCUCAGUGACUCAAAACUGGACUCAGAUUGGUCACAUCGUGACCAGCUACCACUGGAACAGUUGUCUACAAGACUGAUGCUCCUUUUGGAGCACCUCUCUUCGCCAAAAUUAUCUUGCGUUUUGGAGGCCAGAAAAUACCUUGUCUUAAAUGGACUGAUCUAAACUCUUUGGUUGUAGUUUCCGUUGCAACCGAGUGUCAAAGCGAGUUAAAUUCAAUGCUAACUACCACCAGUUCAGGAAGUGUAGAUGAACAACAACUGCGUUUCUAAGUCGUCAUACAGCUGGCGAGUUACGUCUUUUGCGAAGCGUUCCACCUAUAAACACCGGGUUUCUACAAGCUCUGUACAGCUACGUGAGAACCGUCUGUCCACUCUGGCGAACCACGAGUUUGAUGUUAAGUGUGGAUACUUAUGUAAGGAAAUUGUGCGAAUUUUGUGUGACGACCGAGAAAACUAGUGGUCGGGACUUUGUACGGGUUGGGGACAGCUGCUAUAUCUGGCAAUUACCAGAAGCUAUUUUGACUCAUUUUAACCACUGGCAACAUCAAACCUGGUAUCCACAUUAAUUGCUUCUGUCAUGCUCCUCAGAUUGUGGAAAACCUAUAAAGGGCUGAUUUUUAAGCAGUAUACUGACUUUUAUUCAGGUCGUAAAUGUAUUGACUACUUAUUAAACAAACAAAACUUUCGUUGUGGUUCGCUUUUUGCCGUACCACUUAUUAUUCUCGACCGUCACAAAUUCUAGAAAUUUGGCUAUUAUUUUUAAAAAAAAUGUUGCUACUACACUGGAGUCUGAUGAACUGUUUUAAACACUAGUAGAGUAACUGAUUAUUCAUACUGACUCCGAUGAAACCAUCUUCGUUACCCGAUUAGAUGACAUUGUAGAAAUUAUUUCUCAUUGUUUUUACAUAAAAUGUUUUACUAACUGCGUUAUACUAUCAUUGCCUGAUAGUGUUAAUUAAAGUCAACCCGCUGUUCGUUUAUUUGCCAGCCUAUUUUUUAUUAUCCGUCAACUUUGGGCAUAUAUUAGCUUGAUGGUAUUUACUCUGGUAGCAAUACAUUGUAUUUAAGCUUAUCUACAAUAUCCAAAUUGAAAGUAUAAUACUAUUUAGUGGUUGAUAUAAUCUGAGACAGUGCAAUGAAAAAUCAAUUUCAACAACAGCUAUGGGCAUGGAUAUCUCAUAUGUACUUACGAAAUAAAGAGCUGUCAUCAGCGAUUUACUACGUGAAAUGUUUCAAAAUCCAAAUCAAAGAGUUAGUUAUAAUAUAUGUAUAAAAAUGAAUCUGGUCAGAAAUUAGUGUGAGUGCAUUAGCGUGUAGCAAAGAUUCUAAUAAAGUCAGGAAACUGAGUAAAAUAUUACUAGAUAGUGUACUCAGAAAAUCCUGGAAUAUUGACGGUACCGAAGACAAAAUGACUAGAAAUAAGUGGUUAUGUCAUAAGCAGACUAAAAAAAUCAGUUAAUUAAGCAAAGUAAGUCCGUUAGAAUGAAAUCUAAAAGAGGUUACUUGAUGAAAUACUCAAAUGAGCGGAAUAUGUGGAGGGAGUUGUGUUAUUAGGGUAAAGGAAGAAGACAACAGUUCCCCUCUCAGCAUAUAAAUCAGGUUUCUGGUGCUUCAUAUUGAUAGCUUUCGCACAAUCCCUAAGAUUAGAGCCAGUGUUGACUAGUAACUUGGGAAGUUUGUGUUGUUCACACGAUGUACUGAGCCCAAGGUAUGUCUAGAAAUUGAACUAGACGUUUUUAUAUACCUCUUGACCAAAAGCCUUUUGGAAUAUGUUUAAAAAGAUAUUAUUGAACAAUACAUGGACGGCGGCCUGCUUGAAUAUCUGGGCUACCUGUUCCUUCGGUCUAGAUAUUUCAUCAAGUUAUCUGUUUUGUUGAUUGUUUUAGCACAUCACUAUGUCUAUCGUGCGCACAACCUAUUCAGGCGCGUUUAUGAAAAGUUUACAACCUUUCGCUAUACGGGAUACAAAAAGGUACAAUCAGCGACAUCAUGGUGGCUGGCAAUAUGCAUUGAAACAAAUGAACAGUAAUCAAAUGUGGAUUACCGAACUUCUAACAUCUAACUGGUCAUCAUUCAAAAUUUAUCGUCACAAUCGAUCAAGGUAUAAGAAAAAGAAACUUGUUGAAAUACUUUAUGCUGAGAAUUCUAUGUUGUACCAAAAAUAUAAUGUUGAAUAAAGCUUCUAAUAAUAAAUAAAAAAAAUAAAUAAGAUAAGUUAUCGUGAUACAUAUGUCAGAGAAACAACGGCAGGUUGUUUUAGAAAACAAGAAAAUUAGUAUCAAGAUCAGACACCAAGUAACAUCACAUAUUAGCUUUUUUGAACGAGUCUGACAUCACUAUCUCAAACGUAGCUUAUGACUGGAUGAAUUUUGGGCAGAAAUUUACCACAAAAAAUAACCGGCUUGUUUAAACAGUAGAGGGCAUGAAAUAAGUGUAAUCAGUUAGAUGUGAAUCAAGGGAAUGUACUAAAUUAAAUUCAGUUCUUAGAGAUUCUUUUAAAUAAAAUGAAUAUACCCUAAAUUAACCUUAACACUAUAGAAAUAAAUGUGGUUAGAAUAUUACUACAGAUAACCAUUAUUUGAUGCUUUACAUCAACAAAUACACGAUCGAUGUCUAACGUUAACCGGGAAAUAUCAGAAAUGAAAUAAUGAUAUUUUCAGUCCAGAUAAAUGCCCUGGAUGUUACUCAGUUCCUUAAGACAGGUGGGUGAAUCGAAAAGUUUUCAUCUCCGUUCUGGACAACUUCACUAACCCUUUUGAAUGGUGCACGUGGUUUCAGAAAAAAAUUUCAGUAAUCGUAUUCUUUGGCAGCAUUCAAUUUUCGAACAGUCAGUGACUCGAAAUCGUUUAGAUAGAACCGAGUUUCCACCAUAAGCGAGCUGCUGUAUAAGUUGGAAAGUAAGGAUACGCAUUGUGAGAGUGGAAGAGGGUAAAUAAGUGAGGUGGUGCAAAGAAAUAAGUGAAUGUUAUCAAAUGGGUUGUUUGAAUUUUAACUGGAAUGAGAGCAGUAUACCCAAUAAUCAUUGUCAUUACAUUUUGAUUGUUUGAGGGCUAUGAUACUGCCCGGGUGCCCAGACCGAAGCAGGCGGUUUCCUGGUGGGCCACACCCCGAGCCUUUGACCUUAAGGUCUGAGACACAAGACAGUAGAGCUACGUAAAAAAAUGCAGUCCCAUGGUAUCAUGUGACCGACAGUUGCCUUAUACGCCGUUUGGUCCCUCAGGAUACUGGAGCUCGUGUGCACUAUUGGUUUAGAGUCAGGGUUUCCCAACUCCCCUAGG